Plasmopara halstedii is the source of this 2160-nucleotide messenger RNA. Its product is annotated as palmitoyltransferase isoform 1. The record is from RefSeq and is a predicted model, not a curated record. Gene Ontology annotation, cellular component: Golgi membrane. Gene Ontology annotation, biological process: protein palmitoylation. Bases 1 to 2160 code for a protein of 719 amino acids. The transcript has a single exon. Gene Ontology annotation, molecular function: palmitoyltransferase activity; protein binding. NCBI's taxonomy places the organism in Eukaryota, Oomycota, Peronosporomycetes, Peronosporales, Peronosporaceae.
AUGCAAGCAGCUUCCAAGGCUGAUGAACUGACACCGUUAAUCGGUCGACCACGCACUGAUAUCUCGAGCUCUGCUGCACCGUUAUUGUCCCCGAAUUACGCGGCUUCUUCUCCAUCCACAUCAGUCUUUUCGCCCUUUAGACCUAAAGAAGAGCCUAAUGAGGAUCAAUUAGCAACAUCUCCACCUCGCUCAGACCAUUUGUUGGGUUUACUGACACAUCAAGAAGAUGAGCCUCAGAGUGAAGAGGAGGAAGCAAGUGAGAGUCAAUACGAGUAUUUUGCUUCGCCUGCUAAAGUACUUGGCUCCGCCUGUGUGAAAGGAGAUUUUUUUCAAGCACAAAGUGCCGUGGAAAUGGCUAUCAGUAAGGCACUUCAAGCUGCUGAGCGACAGGAACAGAUGCAGGAAGAAAACCAUACGGAUACACUUAUUGCAGACGCUACCCGACGACGAGUAGCUCAAAGUGUCUAUCGUCUUUUGACAGUAUAUGAAGCUCGUCAUCAGAUGAAUUCUUUGCAUCUCGCAGUGCUUUACGAACAUCCGACAUUAGUGGCGUAUCUCGUAUCUACAGCAAAAAAGUAUCUCCCGUGCGAACGAGAUACACUUUACAAGAAACAGCGAAAGAAUUCUGCACGGCGUGGUGUUGACUGUAUGUCGGAUAAAGAUGAAUUCGAUCUUGUAGACGAAGAGACAAAUAGCAACGCGAGCACGGAGACGCAGGAGCGUGAACACGACGAAGUAACGAAAGACACGUUGCAAGACUUUCUCAACAGUCGCUGUGGAGACUCAAAGCAUCGCGCGACAGCUUUAAUGUUGUGUACGUCAGUAGCCUGUGCAACCACAUUGAUCGAUGCUGGAGCAUCUUUAGACGCAACAAAUUCCUCAGGAAUGUCAGCGAUGCACUAUGCAGCAAGCACUGGUAACGCUGCGCUCGUAAGUCUUUUAGUGUCUCGUGGAGCAGAUGUGAAUCAGGCUGACAAUCGUGGGGCUACCCCAUUGCACUGGGCUGUGUUCGAGGGAUUUCAAUACACAGCAAUGUUACUUGUAGGCUACGGAGCAGAUCAGAAAGUAUGUGAUUCCGAGAACCAGACGCCGUUGAUGAUUGCAAGUGCGCUUGGAGACGCAUUUUUAACGAAACAACUGGUAGUAGAAGGAGCGCCAGUGAAAGCGAAGGAUAAACAUGGCCGAACUGCAAUGGAUAUAGCGCGACAAGGUGCACACUUCGAGACAGUAAGCGCCUUAAAAGCAGGUGCAUCAGAUCGUUUAGUGGCCUGGGCAUCGCGUAGAGGCGCAUCUGUGCUCUUCUUCUUUGUCAUGGUCAUAUCCAACGCGACGCUGUCGCUGAUAUUUGCAGUCCCGUGUCUACCGCCUCGAAAUCCAAUCCAGACUGUGCGGUAUCAGACAGUGGGGCUAGUUUUCUUGACUGUGACGUGUAUACUAUAUGUCUACGUGUGCAUGAAGGACCCAGGAUAUGUGCCACGCUCCACACGUCCUGCAUAUGAACUCUUAGCAAUGGAAGAGAUGACUGUACCUUGUCCAACGUGUGUGACGCGCAAGCCACAGCGUUCCAAGCACUGCUCGGCCUGUAGACGCUGUGUCUACCGGUUUGACCAUCAUUGUCCGUGGAUUAAUAACUGUGUUGGCAUCGGUAACCAUCGCAGUUUUCUCAUCUUUCUUGUGGCUCUUUCGAGCUUCUGUUUCGCUAUCGGAAUGAUCUCGCUGAACAUUUUAAUGGGCCACUUUCCUUUGCACCCACUUGCUUAUGAUACUCACGAUGAGCAGGGAACCGCAGCGCUGUGGCCGUGGCGAUGGUUGCGACCACCUGAUUGGGCGCUAUCAGGCGACCUCCAGGCAAAGUCAUCAACGUUGCUGCUUCACAGUCUUCAUGCUGUCUUGCUGCUUUGUGCUACCGUAUUUGGAUUACCAACGACUAUGUUGCUUAUCAUUCAGCUACGCAACGUAAGUCGCAACUUGACGACGAACGAAGUUUUUAACAAGGACAAAUACCCAUACUUGAAAACUCCCAUGGACGAGUUUCACAACCCGUUUGAUGGUGGUUGUCUGUACAAUUUUGCUGAAGUGUGUCGUGGUGAGAUUUCAACAAAUGAUGAAAAUGAGUUGAAUAACUCUGGAGUACAGGAGAACGAUAUUAGCGCACGAUAG